Messenger RNA from Angiostrongylus costaricensis, 504 nucleotides. Lineage: Eukaryota; Metazoa; Nematoda; Chromadorea; Rhabditida; Metastrongylidae. The record is from the annotation of a GenBank genome assembly.
AUGCAUUCAGUCACCUCUAAACCAUUCUUAAUGAAGUCGAAUGCAACUUUCACUCAAAUACUCUCUAGCGGAAUGUUUUCAAAGCUGAUGGAGCAGGUGUUUCGACGCCUGGAAGCGAAAUACCCUGAUAUCAGGUCCAUUUUUCUAACUACUGCCUUCGUGAAUUCCCUUUCAAGGGAAAAAUCUUCACCUUCAUUGGUUCGAACCGAACACGAUCAUUGCAAAUGCGUGGUGUCAUUGUUCGAAAAAAUAAUAGAGAACCUGAACGGCGACGAAAGCCAGUUGAAUUCGAUUCGACCAUGCGGAGAGAAGCAUGCGCAGGUCGAAAUCGGAUCGAAAUGUGAACUACUUCAGGACGUGGUCAAGUACAACCAUGAAGCGGUAAAAGCCUGGAGAUUGCUGGUAGCCUAUGUCACAGACGAGAUGAUGGUGGGAUUCGAUCGACUUAGUCGAUUAUCGGAGAGAAAAUGCGAUGGUGUUGAUGUGUGCCUUAAAAGAACAUAA